CAGCUAGUGAAAUGUUAGAUCCAACUAUGGCAAACUACGUUGACAUCUUGGUUAAUCAAAUGAUUAAAAAGCCAGAAGCAGUUCUUGAUCGUCUUGCAUCUGAUCAGCGAGUUACAGAGAUCUCAAACAUAGGUCUAUCUAAAUUCUUAUACUGCAAUGGACAAGCUUUACCCCUUCCCAGAUUGAGCAAUGAAGAACGAAAGGACAUUAGAAAAGACAUAGAUAUGGCAUUGGUGAGGUUAACAAGAUGGGAAAAAACUUCAAAUGAGGCAGUACCUCAGCUGAAUCUAAGAGCUAUCAAGAAAAAGCACCGAGACAGAAAGGAGUCUCAAGAGAGUUUGUGUAAAAGCCCUGACGAGUAUGUGACAGCCAGAGAGGACCAGCAGGAAGGUUCUCAAGAUGCCAUAUUAUUGAGGGUAGAUCUGGAGGAGAUGCAACAGCCUGGAGUUACUGGAGUUAAUGGAGUUACUGGGGUUACUGGGGUUAAUGGGGUUACUGGAGUUAAUGGGGUUACUGGAGUUACUGGAGUUACUGGAGUUACUGGAGUUACUGGAGUUACUGGAGUUAAUGGGGUUACUGGAGUUAAUGGGGUUACUGGAGUUAAUGGAGUUACUGGUGUUACUGGAGUUACUGGAGUUACUGGGGUUACUGGGGUUACUGGAGUUACUGGAGUUAAUGGGGUUACUGGAGUUACUGGAGUUACUGGGGUUACUGGAGUUACUGGCGUUACUGGAGUUACCGGAGUUACUGGUAAGGUGCCAUUCUGUCAGUACAGUAGCUCACCAAUGGUAAGUAAAACUUACAAACCACUCUCGGCUGUUUCCUCUCAAAACGUCAUCAGUCAACAAAAUAGUGCUGCUACAGCUGCAGAUGAUACGGCUGGCACCGAUGCUUCAACCGGUAUCGAUAAAGAGUCUGUGAAUAUCAUAGUGCCAAAAAAUCUGAGCUUCUCUUCAGUUGACUCGGCUCAAGAUGACAUCAACUCUCAACCCGACGUAGCAACCAAAGAGAGUGGUGUAUCUGAUCACAGCUCGUCGCGGGAGGAAUUAGAGCUGUAUAACUCUAACAGUCUUGUGUUAGAACCUGAGCUGAGUCGUGGUGAACUGGAACUGUCAAACUCACAGAGCAUGGUGUUGGAUUUGUCAAACUUGCAGGAAGGAGCUGGUAGUACUGAGGGGGUUGCUGAGGCGGGGGAGGCAGUGGUUGCUGAGACGGGGGAGGCAGUGGUUACUGAGACAGGGGAGGCAGUGGUCAUCGAGCCCAUUCUUCCAUCAUCCAUGCUGAGAACGUCAGAAAAAAGUCCUCCAUCUUCUCAGGUACUACGUCAUUUAGAGGCGUUGGAGGCAGUCAUAGAACUGGACAUUACAAUGCAGUCGAGUUCUGGAUUACACAGCACUCCGAGUGCGGUGCUAAGAGGCACACAGCGCCCUUCUCCAAACAGCACUGCUAAGCGGAGACUUGAUCUCAAUAACUCUCCACCUUCUCCUUCUUCUGAAACUGGGCGCCCUUUUAGUCUCAAUCUGACCGGGAUAUCUCCACAGAAAGUUGGAACACGGAAGCUCCCAGACCAGCCCUCUACUGCAACCACCCCCUCGAGUCCUACCCCCAGUAGUCCAUCAACCCCGCGCAGAGGUAUCUCAUUCUACGUAGAAGUGGAUAGUCCACGUUCCCCAAGACCAGGGCUUGCACGCAGGAACACCAUCGCUUCUCCUCACAGCUCUACGGACUUGUCUCGGGUUGUCAAGAAGGUCUCAUCUCCUCGCACCGACAGGAAAUCACCUGGACUACCAGGAAGGGCCCGAUCUAGUUCAGCCCUCCUCACCUCGACCCCUCUCUCUGUCAAGCCUCCUCCUGCUGAGAGCCCAUUGGUUGGGAGUGGAGAGGUUGUUGUUACUCCGAGGCGGAUCCGGAACGAGUCUUACAACACUGAUUGUAGCCUGGUUAUAGAAGAGCGAGCCAGCAAAAUAGCAGCCCACAUCAGAGGUUACCUUACCCGAGCCCUACUAAACAGCUACAAAGUUCAACAACACAUCAAGACGGUCCGAGAUACUCAGGAGAUAUUAUCUGGAUACGGACUUAGUUCGGAGAUGUCCGCUCAGGACCGUGCUUUUUACGACAGUUUAAAAGAGACGCUGCAACAGACAAAGGAACGAGUACACGCGAUCUUCUUUAACACCAGCAUAUCAGAUCAGAUGACUCUUAUUACUAACACGAGAUCCGCGCGACGAGAACUCCAACAUAAAGAGUUACAGGGAAAGCUGGUGAAGGCUGGAAGUGCGCGUAAAAGGCUGGCUAAAAAGACCGUCCGACAAAAAGCAUGGAUUUAAAGAAAACUGGAGAGAAGUUCUUGGAAGACCACUGGUGAGAAGUUCUUGGAAGAACACUGGGGAGAGUUCUUGGAAGAACACUGGUGAGAAGUUCUUUAAAGAACGCUGGAGGGAAGUUCUUUGAAGAUCACUGGAGAGAGUUCUUGGAAGACCACUGGUGAGUAGUUCUUUAAAGAACACUGGGGAGAGUUCUUGGAAGAACACUGGGGAGAGUUCUUGGAAGAACACUGGUGAGAAGUUCUUUAAAGAACGCUGGAGGGAAGUUCUUUGAAGAACACUGGAGAGAGUUCUUGGAAAAACACUGGAGGGAAGUUCUUUAAAGAACACUGGAAGGAAGUUCUU
Molecule: messenger RNA, 2669 nt
Organism: Bolinopsis microptera
Lineage: Eukaryota; Metazoa; Ctenophora; Tentaculata; Lobata; Bolinopsidae
Product: mucin-19-like
Exons: 13
Coding region: 12-2327 (771 amino acids)
Biological process (GO): negative regulation of centriole elongation; regulation of cytokinesis; centriole replication
Cellular component (GO): centriole
Molecular function (GO): protein binding
Source: RefSeq, a predicted model, not a curated record